Molecule: messenger RNA, 2336 nt
Organism: Aspergillus aculeatinus CBS 121060
Lineage: Eukaryota; Fungi; Ascomycota; Eurotiomycetes; Eurotiales; Aspergillaceae
Product: putative hydrolase
Exons: 7
Coding region: 433-2331 (632 amino acids)
Biological process (GO): carbohydrate metabolic process
Molecular function (GO): hydrolase activity, hydrolyzing O-glycosyl compounds
Source: RefSeq, a predicted model, not a curated record
GGACGCAGAUGGGACAUGGCUGUCAACCAUUCGGGCCGGUUCAUCACCCAUGGCUUCUCCCCGAGUCCAUCCACUUCGCACCACAACGCUGGGUUGCCAAGCGAUCAAGUGAUGGCCGGUGGAGCACUCCAAGACCCUACUCCUGUGCUUCUGGCGUCUGCUCAAUAUCAGGGCUUCUGUGUCCCCAUCAUCCCCUCUUAUCGUGGGGCUGCAAUGACAAUCAUGCUGACCUGAGUGGGUCAAAAGCCCGAUGACAUGGUGUAGGAUCAGCUGGCUCAGGCUCUCUUUGGCACUUGCUGCUUUGCCUCCAGCAUGAAUCCUAGGUAGCAAUCGCAAGGGAAUAAAUACCCCAGGCGGUGUUUCAUGUCUGGGGGGAUAUUUUGCUGCUGCACUUCAGCUGCAUACUUUUUGUACUAGACAUUAACGGCCGUCAUGCAUUGGGUUUCCACUUGGCUUCUACCCCUUCUAGCCUCCGAGUCUCUGGCACGGAGUAUCGGCAGUAUCCAGCAUUUUUCGACGCGACAGACGACGAAAUAUGCGGUAAAGCAGCCGCCGUUGACGACGAACUGGACCGACCAAGUGGGCACCGACCCCUGGCCUGAGUAUCCUCGACCGCAACGACAGCGGUCGGAUUGGAAGAAUCUGAACGGGAUCUGGCAGUAUCAGGCUGCCACGAGUCUCGAUGCGGUGCAAAGUCCGCCAUUCGGGCAGGCGCUUGCUCAGGAGGUGUUGAUUCCUUCUUGUCUCGAGAGCGGGCUGUCGGGCAUCCAAGCAGAGUCGGCAUUCUAUUCUUGGUUUCGCACCAACUUCACCGUCCCCAGUUCAUGGAGUGGACAGAACGUGUUGUUGAACUUCGGGGCCGUGGACUAUGAAGCGACUGUGUUCGUGAACGGACAGCAAGCGGGCGUCCACAGGGGAGGAUACUUCGAAUUCACAGUGGACAUUACUCCGUUUGUCAAUGCGACGACGAACAAUGAGCUCCUGGUCUAUGUCCACGACCCGACCGACAGCGACGACUAUGUGAUUCCCAUCGGCAAACAGCACCUGAUCCCCAGCCACAUCUUCUACACCCCCUGCAGUGGAAUCUGGCAGAGCGUGUGGAUCGAGUCCGCGCCCGCCAACUACAUCACGCAGCUGGACUUGAGCGGCGACAUGCACGGACAGGUCAACGUCACCGUUCACAGCGCCACCGGCAACAGCACCUCCGUGCGCAUCGCCAUCCACGAGGGCGACUCCGAGAUCGGGUCGAGCAACGGCACCUCCGACCAGCCGUUCCAAUUCAACGUCACCAACCCCAAGCUCUGGUCGCCCGACGCGCCCAACCUCUACAACGUAACCGUGACCCUAGGCGAGGACACGGUGGCAAGCUACCUGGGAUUCCGGACCAUCUCGCGGGGCGUGAUUGACGGCAUCGAGCGACCGCUAGUGAACGGCAACUUCACGUUUUUAUUCGGCACGCUGGACCAGGGCUACUGGCCCGACGGGCUGUACACGCCGCCGAACCGCGAAGCCAUGGAGUAUGAUCUGCGCGUGCUGAAGGAUCUGGGCUUCAACAUGGUGCGCAAACACAUCAAACUCGAGCCGGCCCUGUACUACCGCGCCUGCGACGAGCUGGGCCUCCUCGUCAUCCAGGACAUGCCGUCACUCCGCCCGCUCGAGAACGACGCCAGCGGCGCGACCAUCCUCCCGAACGAGUCCCAGCAGCAGGAGUUCGCCCGCCAGCUCGAGCUGAUGAUCCACCAGCUGAAAAGCUACCCCAGCGUCUUCGCCUGGGUGAUCUACAACGAAGGCUGGGGGCAGAUCACCUCGUACUACCCGGAGGUGUCGCUGACAGAGCGCGUCAAGCAACUCGAUCCGACGCGGCUGGUGGAUUCCACCUCGGGAUGGCACGAUCACGGCGCGGGGGACUUCCACGAUAACCACCAUUACGCGAACCCCCAAUGCGGCACGCCCUUCUACUCCAUCGACUCGACCCCCUACGACCCGACCCGGAUCGCGAUCCAGGGCGAAUUCGGCGGACUGGGCCAUAACGUCUCGAUCGAGCACCUCUGGAACAACCCCACGGCAAUCCAGGCAAUCAACCAAACCUACGAGAUGGACCUGGACCUGACCGCCUGGAACUACCGGAGCCACCGGCUGCUGACCGAGCUGCAGGACCAGGUGCGCCGGUACGCGUGCAGCGCGGGCGUGUGGACGCAGACGACGGACGUCGAGGGCGAGGUGAAUGGGUUGAUGACCUACGAUCGCCGGGUGAAGCGCGUCGACGAGGGGCAGUGGCGCGACGAUAUUCGGGGGCUGUAUGAGGCUGCUUCUUCUAGGAGGAAAUCUUAAUCUGG